AGAUAAAAGGCGUAACACAGCUUCCAAUUCAUUCUCCUUUUCGGUUUCAACUCGGAACUAUCAAGAUUCUACGUACGACGUUCCGUUCUACAGGACUAUAUACACGCCAAUGAGAUGAAAUCAUAGGCUUGGUUACCCUAGUAAUUAAUACGGGAAAGGAUCUAUGUUUAGUUUUCUAUUCCAACAUGCAGAUUCGUUUUCGCAAACCCCGCCCCGAUUCACAAUUCACACUCUGGGAUAGAGUUAUCGCUACUAAAAAUGGUUUAUGUCGAUAAUGAAUUGGGCUACCCAUUAUGGCCGAUUUCGAAAUUGUCCCGUGUUAUUGCGGCGCUGAAUCCACCGGGUUUCUAUGCUUCAAUAUGAACCAGCUCUGUGUCUCGAACCCUAGGUCUUCUAUGGGCUAUCAAAUAGGGCCCCCUCCCCAGAAGUUGAAUAUACCUCAGGGAAAGUGCACAUUUACUAAAGAUGGGGCUUAUUAUGGAUCUUUAUACUAGAAAUCCGGCCUCUUUCUCUAAAAGCCUAGUCCCAAAAGCGACGACUCCACCACUCAUCUCACAUGUAGCCUUCCAUGCUAUCAUAUGGACCGGCGUCUCACUCUGCAUCCUUGCGUUCAGUGGUCGAGUGGCUAUCCGAGUUAUCUGUUUCCGGCGCCUUUUCCUCGAAGACUAUGUGAUGCUAGUAUCACUGAUCAUCCUUAUCGCAACUGCCGUUAUCAUCCAGACACUGGUCCCCUAUUCCUAUAACAUCUCACAGCUGCGGAGUGGCUUUACAUCAGUACCGUCGGCCCAGUUUCUCGAAGACGCUGCUAAAGGACUACAUGGACAUGUCGCUCUGAUGGUGAUGGGUUAUGUGGGAAUAUGGUUGAUCAAGUUUAGCUUUUUGACCUUCCUCUUCCGCCUUGGAGAUAAAGUUACCAAAUACCGUGUCUUUUGGUGGAUCGUCUUGGUCUUCAACAUUGCUGCUGGGGUGACGGAGAUCGGCAUUAUACCCUACCAGUGCUUACUGUCGCCAGUGGAACGCAUUGUCGUGGUUUGCACUACUCGCGAUAAGCGGAUAUUUUCAAAUCUCAAUUCAAUUGUAUCAUGCUUGCUAGACGCGCUCGGGGAUGUGAUGAUCAUAUGUUUUCCAGUUUAUGUUCUUUGGAACGUCCGUAUUGACGUUAGGAAGAAGAUUAUUCUCACGGCCCUCUUUUCUCUCGUCGUAUUUACUGUCCUCGUCACUAUCGUGCGUGGUAGUGUUUUUGGCGGAGCAUAUAUACCCAUUGACCAACCGGAGAUACACCCGGUGAACGUGGCAUGGAUAUGGUUUUGGUUCAGCAUCGAAUAUAUAAUAUCGUUCAUUGUCGCAUGCCUCAUCUCAUUCCGUUGUCUUUUUACUCAGAUAGAAUCUGAUAUCGCCUUGAGGGAAGCAAGAGCCCCUGAUUGGAACCAUCAAGCUAUACCGGUAUACAGACCUGAACCCACGGGAUUCCGUGAGAAGGUAAAAAUAUUCCGCAAGUCAGUGCAUGACACACUUAUGACACUAGAAGGGUUUACAAGGGUCGAUAGCGAGGUGUUUGUCCUUCAAACGUCCCCUGAUGGAACAUUGACUCUGAAUUUUGAAGGAGACGAGGGAUCAAAUACGGAAUGAUAUGGAUAAAGUUGUAGCUAGGUACCGAAUGAUACUACCGCUGAAUAUCGGCUGUGGCACGAGUCAACGUGAAGAUCUUGCUCUAGGAGGCAUAUCUAUUUUUCACUUCGCGAUAUGCUCUGGAACAUUUGAUAGAUGUCAUACUCAUUAUACGGAAUGGGACGAGAGCAGCACAUAAUUGGACCAUUCGUUCCGGGAUCGGGACCAAAGAACAGUGCGGACGUGAUGGUGGGGUUCGGGUACUACCCCAUGAUGGUCUUCAAGAGCCUCGAUAGGGCAUUCUCCACCUCGGUCUAGGUUUUCUU
Annulohypoxylon maeteangense is the source of this 1934-nucleotide messenger RNA. RefSeq lists its product as uncharacterized. Bases 466 to 1629 code for a protein of 387 amino acids. Lineage: Eukaryota; Fungi; Ascomycota; Sordariomycetes; Xylariales; Hypoxylaceae. The transcript has 4 exons. The record is from RefSeq and is a predicted model, not a curated record.